AUGCUUAAAAGAUUAUACCAUUCAAGUUCACACAUCGGUUCAAAUACUAUAAUAAAUAAUAACUUAAUAGAAUCUAAAAUAUUCAAUAAUGCUAUAAAAUUAAUACCAAAGUAUGGUUUUUCAAAAAAUUGUAUAAAUGAAUCAAUUAAAAAUUUGAAAUAUUCAGAUAGUUUACAAUCAAUAAUAUCAUGGCAAAGUGAUAAAAGUUAUGAAUUUCAAUUAAUGUUAUACUUCUUAAAACAAAAAAGACAAGAGUUGGAAAAUUUUACUAAAAAUACAAAAGUUGAAGGAGUUGACGAGUAUGAAAAAUUAUCAAAAUUAAUUAAAUAUAGAUUAUCUUUAAAUUCUCCAAUUAUAAAUGAAUUAUCCCAAGGUAUGUCUCAAUUAAUAUUACCUUAUAAUUUAAAUGAAUCAAUUGAUGAAUUAUAUAAUUUAAGUGACGAUUUAGCUUUUUAUUCUGGUGAUAAAAGUCAUAGUUUUGAUUGGUAUGCUAAAAGAUUUACAAUUGGUUCUAUUUAUGUUAAAAGUGAAUUAUUUAUGUUAAAUGAUACUAGUGAAAAUUUUGAAAAUACUCAAGAAUUUGUUGAUAAAAAAAUUGAUGAAUUCAAAAUGUUAAGUGAUACUUAUAAUAAUAUUGAGCAAUGGGCUAUUUUUAAUGGUAUAAGUUUGAUUAAUUUGAUUAAAUCACAAUUAAUAAGGGGAUAA
This is a messenger RNA of Insectozyma verbasci, 705 nucleotides long. The record is from the annotation of a GenBank genome assembly. Lineage: Eukaryota; Fungi; Ascomycota; Pichiomycetes; Serinales; Debaryomycetaceae.